Ostertagia ostertagi is the source of this 132-nucleotide messenger RNA. NCBI's taxonomy places the organism in Eukaryota, Metazoa, Nematoda, Chromadorea, Rhabditida, Trichostrongylidae. The record is from the annotation of a GenBank genome assembly.
AUGAAGCUGGUCGAGUCCAACGAUACGGUCGAUUUCCCUGAUGGUGUGACAUUUACCGUCAAGAACCGCGUGGUUCAUGUUACCGGACCUCGUGGAACCCUCAAGCGCGACUUCCGCCAUCUUCACAUGGAG